AUGGUUUACUAUUCGGACAGCCGGUUAGUACUCGGAUAUAUAUCAAAUCAAACCAGGCGAUUCUAUGUAUAUGUUAGCAACAAAGUAGAGCGUAUACUCAACACCACACAAUCCGUACAGUGGCGUUAUAUACAGUCAGACAAGAAUCCAGCCGACCUGCCUUCUAGAGGUAUUACCUCGUCUGGACUAGCGUCUUCUGAAUGGCUAAAAGGCCCUGAAUUUCUCCGUAACAAAGGCACUACAGCAGAUAUUCAACCAACCGAAUUUCCAAUCAAAGAAGAAGACCCCGAAGUUAGACCCGUUGUUAAGACUUAUUCUACAAAAUUGCAGCCAAGCUCGGGACUCGGAGCAGAAAGGUUUCACAGGUUCUCUGAUUGGUUCAAACUCUUACGAGCAAUAGUUAACCUACUCCAUAUAACACGUUCAUUCGGCAACAAGCCCACACAACCUAAAAGCUGCAAAGGUUGGCAUAUUUGCACGUCAUCAACCACACCAGACGACUUAGCUGAGGCAAGUCAAAUUGUUAUACGCACUACCCAGUCUACUGUGUUCAAAGCAGAAUUGGACCUGUUAGAAAGCUGA
Molecule: messenger RNA, 582 nt
Organism: Anneissia japonica
Lineage: Eukaryota; Metazoa; Echinodermata; Crinoidea; Comatulida; Comatulidae
Exons: 1
Coding region: 1-582 (193 amino acids)
Source: RefSeq, a predicted model, not a curated record